AUGAUUCAAUUAAAGACAAUUCUCAACUGCAUCGACAACUCGGGCGCCGCCCUCGUCGAAUGCGCCCUCGUUGUCGGCCAGAAGCGCCACGCCCGCAUCGGUGACCGCAUCGUCGUCGUCGUCCAGGAGCACCGCGCCGCCGCCUCGUCGGGCAUGUCGGGCGUCUCCAACGCCGCCAAGGUCAAGCGCGGCGAUAUGCGCCACGCCGUUGUCGUCCGCACCAAGUACCCGACCCAGCGCCGCGACGGCUCCGUCGUCCGCUUCGCCGAUAACGCCUGCGUCCUGCUCAACAAGGCCGGUGACCCCGUCGGCUCCCGCAUCAACGGCGUCGUCGGCGCAGAGCUCAAGCGCAAGAAGUGGAGCAAGAUUCUCUCCAUGGCCCCGAUGCAGGCGUGA
Molecule: messenger RNA, 396 nt
Organism: Beauveria bassiana ARSEF 2860
Lineage: Eukaryota; Fungi; Ascomycota; Sordariomycetes; Hypocreales; Cordycipitaceae
Product: ribosomal protein L14
Exons: 3
Coding region: 1-396 (131 amino acids)
Biological process (GO): translation
Cellular component (GO): ribosome; mitochondrial large ribosomal subunit
Molecular function (GO): structural constituent of ribosome; large ribosomal subunit rRNA binding
Source: RefSeq, a predicted model, not a curated record